AUGGGACAGAGGCGGGAUGGAGCUGCAACCAAUGAGAGCGCUAGAUACGGGAGGGCGAGGUUUGGGCUUGGUUGCUGGGGCGCCGGGGGUGGCGGGUGUUUGAAGAUGGCGGAUGUUGCUGGGGAAGGAGCCGCGGCGUAUUGGAGUCAGGACGAAGAUUCUGAUGAGGAGCAGCAGAUGGUCUACAUGCCAGGACUUUGUCGAGAAGGAAACUGCAGAGCGGCUCCUAAGACUAAGAGCUUGAAGGCUUCUUGUGCAAAGCCAGGGAACCAAAGUGCCAACCCUGCUGCCAGGAUGGAAAUAUUAUCAGAUUGGGGGCAAAAUCAAUAUGAGCAACAGGUAGUUCAGCCAGAAGCUGGGAUAAGAAGCGCGUCUUUGAAGGAUUUAUGCCCAGAAGACAAGAGAAGAAUUGCAAAUCUAAUCAAAGAGCUUGCGAGGGUGAGCGAGGAGAAGGAGGUGACGGAGGAGCGCCUGAAGACAGAGCACGAGUCAUUCGAGAAAAAGAUUCGACACUUGGAGGAGCAGAACAACCUCAUUGCUACAGAGAGGGAAGAACAACAGUAUCGGGAGUGCCAGGAGAUGCUGAGCUUGUACCAGAAGUACCUGUCGGAGCAGCAGGAGAAGCUGAACCUUUCGGUCACGGAGCUGAGCGGCGCCAGGAGCAGCCGCCCCCAGCAGGUGCCUAAAACCCCACGACUGCCUACAGCAAGUGAACUCAAUGGUUCCUACCUCUGCCAACAGAACCGCAAAGCCAGUAGUGAAAGCGGAAGCCUGUGCUCCAUCGUGCCCCACCCCAGAAGUGACCCCAUAUCUAGAAACGGUUGUCACUGCGCCCCCGAUGGGGUCCCUUCUGAAAAUUGCCUUCAGACUAAAUGCGCCGGUGCCCACUUACCCUCCAUGCAUUAUACAGACUUCCCUUGCAACCAUCACUGCAGCAGUGCCUUAAAGCAACCCGUCUCCCAUUGCUGCUUACACCCUACAGCUCCCGAUCUGUCACUGGUACGACAUCCUGAAGACUGCUCCUUCUCCAGAUGCUCGACCGUGUCCGGCACAACCAAUAGAGACCGAGCAAGACUGAGAGAGUCGACCGUUCGCAGGGGAAUAUCGGAGCAGAGGAAACAGGAGCUGCUGCUGCAGAAGUUGGAGGUGGAGAUAGAGAAGGAACGGCUGCAGAAACUCUUGGCACAGCAAGAGGUCAAACUCCUGGAGAAACAGCAGCAACUGCAGCAAGCCCGGCUAGAGGCAAACAGAACUCGCCCAAAUCCUGAAACUCAGGUCAGAGAGACGGAGGUCAUGUCCACACCUCUACCGGGAGCAGUCAAGUUAUUGAAUGGCUCGAGAUACAGCCCAGUUAUCCUGACCCCUCCAUCCAGUAAGAGUAGAAGAAAACCACAAAGUCCUGGCAAAAAUGUUUUAGAAGGAAGAACUUCCGGAUUAGAUGGUGAGGACCAGGAAGACUGUUCAGAUGUGCGGCCACGGUCCACUUUCAACAAAGGUUCUAGAAAAGAUGCUGCUACCUCUCCUAAAGUGAAGAGUCCCAAGAUGGAAACAAAAACUGCAGGGAUGUCAGCCAAGCACAGAGACCUCUACAGGUAUGAGACUUCUCUCAUCAACAUACUUGAAGCCAUCAGCCCCAUUUCUUCAGAGAGACGACAGCCACAGCACAGGGAGCUUUAUGACUUCAGUAUCCUCAGCCCAACCCCCCGCGGUAAUUCUAAGUCAUUCCAGCCACCAGUCAGGAGACAUGAUCCUCCCAGUGUGGAGCCAGAAGAGCGAGAGAUGCUGGAGGAGAUCUUCUUCAUCUGCUGAUGGGCAGCAGAGCAUAGAGCUAAAUCAGACUGUCUUCUGCAAUCGCUGCUGGGUAAACAUCUCGCCCGGGAUGCCAUGAAGUUCUCCAUAGAGGCCUCAGGCGUCCUGUAGACAUACAUGGAAAUUAAGAGGUUGUUUGGAUCCAUUUAUGAGGGUUUGUAUGAAGCAGCAGCAAGGAGCCACAAUCCCAGCGGUGCCUUAAAGCUCCUGAAACCCUCCCGUAAUGAUGAACUAGUAUGGAGUGGUUUUUUUUCUUUGUUUUUUUCCUUUUUAAAUAAUUUAUUGAGCAGAUUUGCGUGUGAACACAUAGAUACUUAUGGCAGUAUUUUCUACUAUGCUCAUUUAUGGUAUUAGACACAGAUGGGUAUUCUCCAAGCUGUAUCCUAAUGUCCAAUAACCCAGAAGUGUACACAUGGAAACUAAUCCAGAGCCUAAUGCCAUUAAUGCAAUCACCCUAUUUGCACUUUUUAUUAUUUUUUUUAAUCAUAGUUCUGUAAUUUUUCUGACUUUAUGAUAUUAAAGGGUGUAUAUUUACCAUUUAUAUCUAAGUAUAAGCUACAUACAAAAUUCUGCUUGCAAAUGCAUAAUAUUACUAACUUUUUACUGAUCCUGAGUUACAUCCUGUAUUAUACUCCAGAGCGAAACUCCAUAUUCUGCUGGUGGGUCACUGUGUACAUAUAUUACAUUACUUAUCCUGUACUGAUCCUGAGUUAUAUCCUUUCUUAUACUCCAGAGCUGUACUCACUAUUCUGCUGGUGGAGUCACUGUGUACAUUUCAUUACUUAUCUAGUACUGAUCCUGUUUCAUUCUGUAUCAUACCCCAGAGCUGUAUUCACUAUUCUGCUGGUGGAAUCACUGUGUACAUACAUUACAUUACUUAUCCUGUACUGAUCCUGAGUUAUAUCCUGUAUUAUACUACAGAGCUGUACUCACUAUUCUGCUGGUGGGGUCACUGUGUACAUACAUUACAUUACUUGUCCUGUACUGAUCCUGAGUUAUAUCCUGUAUUAUACUCCAGAGCUGUACUCACUAUUCUGCUGGUGGAGUCACUG
This is a messenger RNA of Hyla sarda, 2861 nucleotides long. RefSeq names its product KIAA1328 ortholog. The transcript has 11 exons. The coding region runs from base 1 to 1809 and encodes 602 amino acids. Lineage: Eukaryota; Metazoa; Chordata; Amphibia; Anura; Hylidae. The record is from RefSeq and is a predicted model, not a curated record.